AUGAAUGGUGUUGCGAUGAUAUCGAAUGUAGAUAUUUCAAUGGGCAUCCUUUCCGACUUUCGUGACGGUUUCUUUAAUCGAAUAGUUCAAGAACAUGUUUUAAUUUUUGUAACGCCAGAUGUCGAUGGCGUUUGUGCUUGGCGAAUACUCAGGCAUUUGCUUCGUCAAGGACAGGUCCUUUACACUCUAAUUGUUGUUUCAAACAAGGUUGAGCUUUGUCAGCAAUUUUGUCUAAAUAAGGACAAGUUUGACCACAUUGUCCUCAUAAAUUGCGGCGCCAAUUUUGACGUUCUCGAAGUGCUUGAACCCCCAGAUCAAAGCAUAUUUUAUAUUUGUGAUAGCCACCGUCCUAUCCACGUGAACAACUUUUACAACCAAAGGCAGAUAAAUUUGAUUACCCUAAACGAGAACACCGAUGAUAUUCCAAAGUUUGAGGACAUCUACAACGACGACCUGACAGAUAACUCCGAGGGUAGUGAAGAUGAAGGCGACCGUCAGCGGAAUCGAAUGCUAGCUGCGGAGAAGCGAAUCAGUCGACGAAGGUGGGAGCGUCGAAAACAGGAGAUUCUUAUUGAGUACGAGAGCUUCUCGUAUUACACCACUUCAUCUGCUGUUGUGCUCUUCGACCUUGCGUGGAGGCUCUCCCAGGAUAGCCAUCAACUGCUGUGCGCGAUCGUCGGACAAACCAGCCAAUUGAUGCUGAACAAAACUAAUCGGGACCACUACAUUGACCAGAUAGAAUACCUCCAGAGCCACGUGAAUCGGCUGGGCCACUCGUCUCACGCUCAAACGCAGCUUGAAAGCAGAAACCAGGACGUUUCCAUCAGUUUCGACGAAGAGCUCACCUUAUGGCUGUACCGUCACUGGAGCCUGAAAGACGCUCUCGAGAUCACCAUGCUGACGUCAACUCGGUUUAAACUCUUCACAGAAGGCGGCCACAAACGGCUUCAGGAAUUCCUCGCUAGUAUUGGGUUGCCACGCCGAGAUUGUGCUCAAAAGUACUCAACCAUGAACGCCCAGGUGAAAAACAAUUUGAAUCUGCUAUUCCUUCAGUUUGGGGACAAGUUUGGUCUCACUCGGCCGGAAUUGUUUUUGCCCUCAUUCAUCCUCCGACUGUCCUACAAGACGCCUCUGUCGGCGCUGGAUUGUUUUUGGUUGACUUUGGCCGCACUUGAAUAUCAGUCAAGUAGCGAUCCCACUGGAAACUUCCACACGGCCAUGGAGAAUCUCACCUGUUGGUCGAUGGAGUCCCUUGAGGAGGGGAUGGAGAGUCUGCAGGGCCACCUGCGGUGUCUGGUGGGCCAGGUGCGGGCCCUUCUCGACACCGAUGAGGUGGUCGCUUUCGGCCCCUUCCUCUACGUCUACGUGGCCAAAAGUUCCCUGUUGUCCCAGAAUCACCGCAAUCCACAGGUUCUCAGUAUUCUAGCUCGGUACAUCCUCUCAGCGAAGGCCGCCACGCGCAACAAAGUGGCAAUAAACGUACAUUAUUCACUUCAGGGACGGAGUAAGCGAAUUGUCACGAUGCCCUUGGUGCUUUGCGUGGAUAGCAAAGUCGAUGAAAACUACCUCUACAUCAUCGGAAUUCCUCCACUGCAUGGUGACGACGAUAGAAACAUUUUCGGCCAGGUCUUUGAUGUGGCCGUAAAACGAACAAAGGCUCGAGCCGAUUUCAGGCAUUUUGACUCGAACUGCAUUGAGCUUCAUCGAGAAGAUAUGCUCAAAUUCUUCGAAGCCUUGGCUUCUCUCCUGAGCUCCUGA
Messenger RNA from Mesocestoides corti, 1758 nucleotides. The record is from the annotation of a GenBank genome assembly. Lineage: Eukaryota; Metazoa; Platyhelminthes; Cestoda; Cyclophyllidea; Mesocestoididae.